GAGUGCACGUGUCACCGCUGCCAGCGGACCGGACUGAACGUCACAUUCCUGCAUUCCCUUUUUCCUCAGUGUGGGACGGCGGAGUUAGCUUCCAGUUAGAGAGCUAAUCCUCUUCCCCGCUUCUCUUUUGGAGAAACGCACCCAUGACACGGCGGAUUUGAUCCCAGGAGGUGAUCCCGGGUUCCCCAGGAGUCAGAAUCUCACUUCGGGUCACUUUCCCUCCCUCCCUUCCCCUCCUCCCCCUUCCACCCAUCACAGCGCCGGUUGCCAUGGAGAACUCUUCAGUGGCGUCCGCAUCGUCCGAAGCUGGGAGCACCCGCUCGCAGGAGAUCGAAGAGCUGGAGCGCUUCAUCGACAGCUAUGUGCUGGAGUACCAGGUGCAGGGGCUCCUGGGAGACAAGGCAGAUGGAGACCUGGAACUGGACAAUGGUGGCAAGGUUCCACAGUGGACAGACGACUGUAACAACAAGAAAGACGGCAGCUGGACGUCUUCACGGGGGAGAGGCUCAUUUAAGCCAGACGAGUGGGAGCACAGCAGUAAUGGCAGUACAGGCUCAAGGCCUAGUUCAGGUUCCAGACCAGGAUCCGGCUCACGCUCAGGCAGCAGAGGCAGAAACAACCAGUUCAAAGGCCCUGCCAAGAACGGGAACAGAGAUGGCUCCUUUGACAUCCUGGGCACUGACAUAUGGGCUGCAAACACGAUGGACUCACGCGGAGGUGCUGGUUGGGACGUGCAGCCAGAGAAACUAGACUUCAGCCAUUUCCACAGGAAACACAUACGAGGAACGCCAAAGCACCUGCCACACAUCGACAGAGAGGGGAUGAACAAAAACAAGUUUGAGGAAGAUGACGGCAUAGACAUGAAUGACAUAGAGAGAUUCCUACCCCAUCUGCGCUCUGUCUUCCCGCCCCUUCCUAAUGAGGCCGAGAUCGCACACACCAAAAAGCUCUUCCGACGCAGGAGGAAUGACCGACGAGCGAAUGAUCAGUUCUCCCGAGACCAGUUAACCGUACUUCUGCCUGCAGGCCCUGGGGGAAAGCGACAAGUCUCAGCCAGAGAAUGCCGCAAGACUAUUUUGUCGUGCAGCCCGGCACAGAGGAGACAGCAGCGGCCUCAGGGAGGAGGAGGAGGAGGAGGAGGUGGCGGUGGUGGAGGUGGAGGUGGAGGAGGAGGGAAGAACCAACCUCAGCUGAUACAGCAACAGUCACCGCAGCACCAGAGGGAUCAAACCCAACAACAGUCUCCAAACCAACAGCAGCUGAACUCAACAGAACUGGGAGAUAACAGAAACAGUAGUGCUGGUCGGCCGCCUCGCCAGUAUCAAGGGGGACAUGGGCAGCGCCAAGGAGGACCGCCACACCUUGGAUAUAGCCAGAACCGGCGUUGGCACCACAAUCAGAAAGGUCAGGGGCACGGACAGACAAACGCUCCUGGUGAUAAAGGAGUAGCCCCCAGAACAACCAAAGACAAAGAGACUGAGAAUGUAAGACCGGGUGACGAGCAGAUCAGACCACCUCAAGACUUCGGCAGGAAGAGUCCCCAUGAAUUUCCCCCGUAUGAGACGACACCCACUACAAAUGCCUCCCCAGAUCUGACAGUUAAUAAGGAAGCUCUCACCUCACCAGGAAGUGGGAAAGCAAGCGAGGGCCAGUCGGACCAGCCCAAAAUCAGCUUGCUGCAGUCUUCUAAGGAGAGGCUGAGGAGAAGACUAAAGGACAAGGAGGAGGCCCGUGUGGAGGCAUCAGGCUCCGGCUCACAGAGCAUGGACCGGCUGGUGGACCUCCUCAACAGCAUGAGGAGCAACAGCAGCGGCGUUGAACAGCAGCUGGCGUCUUUCAUGGAGGAGGCCCAGCUAUCAGCGCGGUCGGAGGAGACCCUGUCCCAGGUGGUCAGCGCCAUCUACUCCAAGGCCGUGUCAGACAGGAGCUUCGCCGCCACGGCUGCCAAGCUCUGUGACAAGAUGGCGCUGUUCAUGGUGGAGGGGACCAAGUUCAGAUCGCUGCUCCUCAACAUGCUGCAGAGGGACUUCGCCCGUCGAGAUGAGCUCCAGCAGGCAGACGUGGAGGGGUGGUUAGGUUUCAUCACCUUCUUGUGUGAGGUGUUUGGCACCAUGAGGAGCAGCUCCGGGGAGCCUUUCAGGGUGCUGGUGUGUCCCAUCUACACCUGCCUACGAGAGCUGCUGGAGUCCACAGAUGUGAAGGAAGACGCCGUCCUCUGCUGCUCCAUGGAGUUGCAGAGCAUGGGGCGUCUCCUGGAAGAGCAGCUCCCAGAGAUGAUGACGGAGCUCCUGGCGGCCGUCAGGGACAAGAUGCUCUGUCCGGCCGAGUCCCAGCUGACUCGCUCUCUCCUCAUGGAGGUCAUCGAACUGCACGCUCACCGCUGGAGCCCCCUGGAGGCUCUUACCACACAAUAUUACAACCGUACCAUCCAGAAGCUCACCACCACUGCCUAGGUGCCAGCUGCCCUGCAGGAGGAGAGGAGACAAGCCCCCCCCCCGACACCCAGAGGAACAUUUUCCUCUAGUUUUACCAAAACCUUUAAUAAUCAUGCCUCUCUCUACAUAAAAACAUGCUUUACGUGAUGAUUAUUUAACUGUACAUUUUGAUAUUUUCUCCACUGCCGCAAACAAACCAGAAACAGUUGGCUCUGACACUACAUGUGGCAUUCAAACAAUGAGAAUCUGACACACAUUGGAGAAACACUAACGUAUAUAUGGCCAGUAGGGGCGUGCUUGGCCACACAUGUGGGGGGCUCGCCUGGUGGAGGGAUAAAGGAGGGAACAGAAAAGAGUGGGGUCACACAGGGGAGAGGAGGAGAGGGCAGCAGCCUGCCCGUGGGGAAUAGAGAGAUCCGUACCCAAAGAUGAAUGGAGGGAGGGAGGGAGGGAGGGGGGUCAGGGUAGUCCGUGUCAGUCUCUUCAUUGUGUUCAUUUGCCCACCAUCCUCCCCCUCUUCUGUCUCUCCGUCAGCCCCUGGGGUCUGUGUGGCUGAUAAAAGAGAGAGGAGGAGGAGGAGGAGGCGGCAUGGAGCAGACACGAUGCUGUCUGUCUGGGCCGUCUGCCCCGCCGGGCCAGGGACCAGGUCAAAGGGCCCUUAGCAGUGGAGCUCCCCAGCUCCCACAGCUCCUCCCUGCCUUUGUUUCCCCCAGCUCCCCCACCACCACACCCCCCAGCAGGAAGCCUUUUUGUGGGGAUGAGACAGCGGGCCUGCUGGGCCGGGCUGGACUGAGGAUAAGGAUCAGGCUGGCUAGAGCAGGGUGGCAGAUGGCUGCUUGAGCCCAUGUGAGACGACGACACACUCCUAACACACCCCCUCUGGCACCCCGAGCUCGGCCCGAUGUCGCCAACAGAAGCAGUAGGAAAACCGUGGUGGGUGGUGGGUGAUGGUGGGUGAUGGUGGGUGAUGGUGGGUGGGGGGGGCCGUAUUAGAAAAGCAUUAAAACUGCUGCCUGAUAAUUCUUUUGUUUUCGUCCUCCAGGGGAAUGUCUCUUCUCCUCUGUUAAGCAGUGCAUGUCCAUGCUUUGUUAACCACAUCAAUGAUAUUAUAUUAUUAUUUUUUUAAUCAUUUAGUGUUUUUAUGGUUGUCGUUUUAUUUUGAAGUCUCGUUUUUAUGAUAAACUGUAUGUCUGAGGUAAUAGUAGUAGGCCUUAUUGCACAGGUUUGAUUUGUUUUGCACUGUUUGAAGGAGAUUUGCUUUAGAAUUCAAAAGGAGAAAAAAAAGCAAAAGUUUGAAAUUGAAAGAGUGCUUGAGGAUUAAUAUUAAAGAUCUCAAUAGUGAGAGAUGUGAGUUGAGCAUAGCGAGAGAUAUUUAGGAUGUUUCAAUGGACUGGUGGCCUUGUCAAUUAUCCAUUUUAUAUAGGAGCUCUCUUGUUUGGGAGGCCUGUGGCAGCAGAGGACUGAACAGUUGGACUUAUUCACAUCAUUCUGUUGCUGAAGGAAAAAAACAAACAAAAAAAAAGUGAUGUGACAACAAAAAAAAAAUACAAGCAUGGCACACAGAGAAACUAAACUUCUCCUUCUCAAGCCAUUCUUUGCCGUGGACAUUUUGCAAGUGUUUAAUAUUGACUGUAUUUGAUCUUGCUUUGUUUUUGAGGAGGAAAAAAAAAAAGACGAAUAUUAACCUGUGUAUUUGAAGAUGACAAUGAUGAAAAGAUUAUUGUAUGACCUCAUUAGCUAGUCAUAUGUGACCCUUAUUCCAGCUAACGUGUGAACUAUGAUAUUGACGUACCAAGCCAAUCAUGUACCAUUUGUAAAUGGGCUCUAUAUAUAGUCUGCAUACAGUAUAUUUACAAGUAUUUAAACACAUUCGAAUAGGAACUGGGGGGGAUAGUGCAACACAGGACAAACUGUGGCUGUGCGGCUCGAGGUCGGCCCAUUUUUAUCAGGAACUAGCUGGUUGUUUGGGAGUUAUCGCACACUUGAAUACACAUACUUAGUUUCCCAUUGGAUUUGUGGGCAGUUUUAAGUGUUUUUUUAUAUUAUUUUCUCUGUCUUGCAUCAAGAAUAAAGAUCCUGUGUGGUAGAAACACAAACCCAGAAGAUUAGUUAGAUGAGAAGGGUGAUUUUUAAAGCUCACAAAUGUUUGUGGAGGCGCAGCCUAAUCGUCUGUAACUGUGUGUCUGCUGAAGAAGUGAUUUAUUGUUUUUUUUUUUUGUCUUUAUUUUAUGUCUAGGUUUCUAUUUAAAUUAUACUUCGCUCAUUUAUAUAUAUUUUCCCGUCUGGUGGGUUUUCAAGACAUCUGAAACUGUUGUGAUACCUAGCUUGCUGGCAAGUGUGUAAGUGUGGUAUUACCGUGUUUUAGUUCAAGAGAGAGAAAAAAAAAAGUCCAUCGGUGAGUUUCCAUUAUGCAAAGAGCGACUCGCUCUCACAGCAGAUGGGGGCAGGUGGAGAUCCCCCCCCCCUUGUCUGUGGCACUGGAGCCCCCACCCCCCCCACCCUGCGUGCCCUUAGACCCCUCUGCUCGGGUCACAUGACUCACUCGACGAUUGAAUGAGACGCACCUUCAUUUGCAUACUCUAAUGAAUUUUGGAAAAAAAAAAAAAGAAGAAGCUCCGGGUCGGCGCACAGGCAAGCUGUAGAUUGGCAAUAUCUGUGAGCUCUUGUUUGUUUUUCUAAGCAACUGAAAAAUAAAGUAACAGGAUAAAAAAAAAAAAAAAAAGAU
This is a messenger RNA of Acanthopagrus latus (yellowfin seabream), 5160 nucleotides long. RefSeq names its product CBP80/20-dependent translation initiation factor (gene ctif). The record is from RefSeq and is a predicted model, not a curated record. The transcript has 15 exons. Gene Ontology annotation, cellular component: cytosol. Gene Ontology annotation, biological process: regulation of translational initiation. NCBI's taxonomy places the organism in Eukaryota, Metazoa, Chordata, Actinopteri, Spariformes, Sparidae. Bases 270 to 2453 code for a protein of 727 amino acids. Gene Ontology annotation, molecular function: RNA binding; translation activator activity; protein binding.